CUUGGCAGUCCGUCCCCCAAUGCAUGGGCCAACGAACAUCGAUGCAUUGCUCAGACACUUGGCACACCGAGUGGAUAAGGCCAAGCAGGAGCUGGCGCAGUUGAGGCAGGCGAAAACAGAUCAAGGCAACAACGACGAUUUGGAAGCCACAGAUGUGACAUCCACAACCACUGGCGACAGCAAUACACCCGAUGACGCUAAGGCUCAUGGCAGUUGCGGGGUGAUCGACAUGAGUUCCAACAACUGGUUCCCCGAGUAUAGUUCCAAUGUGGAAAGUCCACACCGUUCGUCAAUUGAAGCACCACGAGAAGUAAACAUGACAAGGAAGACCAGGACGACGUCGACCGUCGACUUGUCCCUAAGCGAUCCUGUUGUACAUGCGGCAUGUCGUUCCUUGGAACGAUUACUUUGUGCUGACAUCGUGUGAUAUGUAGAUACAUUGCAACGACGAACGAAUGCGAUCGCUGCAGCUAGAAAACCAGCGACUUUUGCAGCAAAAUGUUGAGUUGGGUGUGCCAUCCAUCGUUCAUACGUCCGUUAGUACGCCUUACGUAUCGUGUUUCGACCUUCAUAGACACAAUGCUGCAGACAACCCGUCAGGACUUGGAACGGUGCCGUGCGAGCCUGUGCGAAUGUAAAGUCCUGUACGACAAGGAAGCACAUCGGUCACGGCUACAAGCGCUGGCGCUAACGAUGCUGCAGGACGAAUUGCACUUGCAAACACUAUAGCGAGGGAAGGAAAUCAUGGAUAGAAUGUGUGUUUUGUGCACUUAUUUUAUAUUAGUACCGUACGAAUAGGUGUAAGUACUAGUACUACUACCGGUAGCUUACUAACACUGAAAGUACAGCAGCAGUGUUCUGCAGGUCCACGGGCAAUUCUUAAAUCGGUCCAAAUGUCC
This is a messenger RNA of Aphanomyces astaci, 899 nucleotides long. RefSeq lists its product as hypothetical. The record is from RefSeq and is a predicted model, not a curated record. Bases 20 to 427 code for a protein of 135 amino acids. Lineage: Eukaryota; Oomycota; Saprolegniomycetes; Saprolegniales; Verrucalvaceae. The transcript is spliced from 4 exons.